AUUGCAUCACAAUGGGGUACUACGUAUUUGAACAACGCUAUCGGGCAUGGCCGUGUGGUGGAUGACAGAAGGCAAUCGAUCUGAAGUUGCUUCAAAGUACUACAUGGGCCACCAUGCAACACAGGCUGGAAGCUGAAGGAAAGCAGUAUACAGGUAAGCAAUUCGUGAAUGAACACGCCUUCGUUGUCCGUACAGGGGAUUCCAAUGAUUGACCUCGAUAUCAACGAGCAUGGGUAUGACGUCCCUGCUCUCAAUGACAAUGGUGGAGUUAUACACUCCAUGUCUACCCUGCCAAUGUCGAGAAACCAUGCCUCAAACCCUGCCAAGACAAGUCCUGCAACAGCCUGCAAAUACUCUCGAUCCAGUGCCAAGGCUUAUCCAUGCAAACAACUUGCCGCACGUUUGAAUCGCCCAACCCACCAACUGUUGUCGAUGAGCAUCGUUGCUUCAUCGGGAUAUUCACACCGCGACGAACCAGGUCCAAGGGCUGCUGUCAAACAAGCACGAAAGCCACGUAUCAACGAUGACGCAACACUGAAACCAUCAUGAUCAUGACUCUACUGGGCAUGAUAGGGUCGUGGUGAAGAGAUGAACGGGGUAGAGAGCCAUCCCCCCACUUCUCCUGCAAUCUUUGGUACACGAGCCUAUCAAGUCAUCUGUACCCCUCAUGGCGAGAGUGCGCGUCCUCCAACCUGCGGACCUCAUCGUGGCGGCGACAAGAUGCGUCGAGUUGAUCAUAUUGAAUACUGGAGCUAUGAUAUUGUGA
Aphanomyces invadans is the source of this 766-nucleotide messenger RNA. RefSeq lists its product as hypothetical. Lineage: Eukaryota; Oomycota; Saprolegniomycetes; Saprolegniales; Verrucalvaceae. The transcript has 2 exons. The record is from RefSeq and is a predicted model, not a curated record. The coding region runs from base 169 to 549 and encodes 126 amino acids.